AUGUCUGUCCCUGUUCUCAUCUCUGCUGCUCAGGUGAUCCUGAAUCCCUUGAUUCCACUAGCAACUGAACAGAUCAAACUGGCCUGGGGUUUCAAGGAUGACCUUCGAAGGCUUAAAGAUAGGUUGGAAUUGGCACAAGCUCUGUUACGUGAUGCUGAGAACCACCGGCGAGUAAAUCUAGAAGUCCUGCAACUUUGGCUGAAGAAACUCAACUCUGUUACAUGCAGUGCUGAUGACGUGAUGGAUGAACUUGCCUUUGAAGUCCUUCGACGAAAGAUGGAGGUACAAAACCGAUUCAAGAUGGCUAAUAAGGUCAAGAACAACAAGGUACGCAAGUUCUUCUUCUUCUGCCUUUCAAAUCCUCUGCCAUUUCGUUUCAAGAUGGCUAAUAAGGUCAAGAAUAUCAAUUUGUUGUUAGAUGAUCUUUGUAAAGGAGCAAAUGACAUCGGUCUUAGACUAGCUGAUCAGAUCUUAAAUGCUGCUAGUACUAGUGUUGAACCUAGAGAAGUCAAUUUCAGGCUGACUCACCCCUUUGUAGAUGAUAAACAAGUUGUGGGAAGGGAUGGUGAUGUGUCAACAGUGAUAGACAUGUUACUUAGCUCUGACAACACUGUAGAUGAUUUACCUGUCAUUGCCAUUGUAGGAAUGGGUGGGAUGGGCAAGACAACCCUUGCUCAGCUAGUUUACAACAAUGAGAAGGUGGUGAAGCAUUUUGGUGAUCAAAGGAUGUGGAUUUGUGUGUCUGAUGAUUUCAUAGUUCCAAAGCUAUUGAAUCAGAUGGUACAAUCUCUUACACGAGAUACGUCUGAGAUAGAAAAUAUUGAAGGAAUAGUGAGAAAGCUUGGUGAAAAACUAAAUGGAAAAAAAUAUUUGCUUGUACUCGACGAUGUUUGGAAUGAAAAUCCAGACAAAUGGGAGUGCAUGAGAAAUUCUUUGCUAGGGAUAGGUGGAUCUAAGGGAAGCAAAAUUAUAGCUACAACCAGGAGUAUGCAUGUGGUAUCUACCAUGAGGACAUCUCCAUCUCUCACUCAUCAUUUGAACCAACUAUCAGAACAUGAAAGUUGGACCAUGUUUCGGAAAAGAGCAUUUGCAAAUGGAGGACCAACAGAGACCCCAAAUUUGGUGGCUAUUGGCAGAAAAAUGGUGGAAAAGUGUAAGGGUGUACCAUUGGCAAUAAAGUCACUAGGAGGUUUAAUGUACUCUAAGCAAUACAAUUACGAAUGGGUGUCGAUUGAAAAUAGUGAAAUAUGGAGCUCAACUGAAAUCAAAAGUGGAAUUCAACCGAUAUUAAGGUUAAGUUUUGAUCACUUACCAUCACCGUAUUUGAAACAUUAUUUUGCGUAUUGUUCUAUUUUUCCAAAAGAUUUCGACAUUCAAAAGGAUAAGUUGAUUCAGCUUUGGAUGGCUCAAGGAUAUCUCCAGCCUUCUUCGGCAAGCAAUUUGGAAAUGGAAGAUGUUGGUAACGAUUAUUUUAAUAUUUUGUUGCACAAUUCUUUAUUUCAAGAUAUUGAAUUGGAUGAGUACAAUAAUAUUACCAGUUGCAAAAUGCACGAUCUUGUGCAUGAUUUGGCACUAGAUGUCUCAGAGGGUAACUGUUUGGCUUUGACUUCUAUUGCUAGUGAGGCGAAUUACCAUCCCGAGGUUCAACAUCUGUCAUUUGAUUUAAUGCGAAAUGUAAGUUUUGAAAUUCCAAAAGAAAAUGUUGGGAAAUUGAGGACACUACUUUUAAAAGAAAGUCUCCCUAAAAACAUUUAUGAAGUCAAAUGUAUACGUGCCCUGAAGUUGGAAGGGUACGAAGUGGAAGAGUUGCCAGAUUCCAUAUGUAAGUUCAUACAUUUGAGAUACCUUGAUAUCUCAAGGUCACAUAUUGAAACACUACCAAAUUUUAUCACCAAGCUCUACAAUUUACAAACACUAAGACUUUCACAUUUAACCCAGUUGAAAAAGCUUUCAAAAAAGUUCUAUAAGUUGGUUAGCUUGAGACAUUUUUGUAUUGAUUACAAAACAUGGGACAGGGAAUUCAUGCCAAUGAUGAUAGGGAAGUUGACUUCUUUGCAGACACUACCAUUCUUUGUUGUGGGUGAGGAUAAGGGCCAUAAGAUUGAAGAGCUGGGUAGCUUAAGCAAACUAAGAGGUAAAUUAAUGAUUUACAAUCUCAAACAGGUGAAAGGCAAGAAAGAAGCAGAAAAGGCAAAUAUAUCAGGAAAGCUAAACAUUCAUGAAUUGAGAUUUCGUUGGGAUAUGUGGGAGGGUCGUUCAACAGCAGAAGACACUGCUAGCAUUAACCACAAAGACGUGCUGGAAGGACUUAAACCUCAUGGGAGCCUUAAGGUUUUAAAACUUGAGAAAUUUGAAGGACAAAAUUUUGCAUCAUGGAUGAUGAGUGGUAGGGAUGCACAGUUGCUUCAAAAUUUGGUUAAGAUAGAAUUAUCCGAGUGCACGAGAUGUGAACAAGUCCCACCUCUCGGACACCUUCCGCAUCUUGAGGUCAUUAGAAUGUAUAGAUUAAGUAAUCUGAAAUGUAUUGGUCCUGAAUUCUAUGGUUGUCACAGUGUUGUUAAUCAUGAUCAAUGUAAUGAUGGCAUCAUCACUGGUAGCUAUAGUGGGGGAGUAACAACAGCAACAGCAAAAGCUAUGGCCGUUGUAUUUCCAGCACUAAGAGAACUCUAUCUGGAUGAUAUGGAAAACCUAGAAGAAUGGUGUGGGCUUGGGGUAACAUCAUCGUCGUUGGACACCACGAUGUUCUUUCCUCUGCUUGAGUUUGUACGCAUUAGGGAUUGCCCCGAGUUGACUACAAUUCCAGGUCACUUGUUAUCCUUGCAGGAAUUGAUUUGCGGUGAUCACCCAGAAACGCAUCGCCCUACACAUCACCCUUACUUGAGAAUAGCAUCUAGGGGUUCGAAGAUGGGUGUUUUACUGGUAGAUUUCCUGGAAAAAAGCAGCAAAACCCUAAGAAAGAUGACAGCAAUUUCUUUGAAAGAGCUAUGUUAUUUACCAAAGGGGCUGUUACAACAAACCCUUGUAACAUUAGAGAUAGAAUAUUGUCCGAAUUUAGUAAUUGCUGAUCCAGAUGAAUUAUGCAGCCUCCCAUCCCUUCAGAGCUUGACGAUUAUACAAUGUCCAAGAUUGGCUGGUUGUUGGGAGGAGAGGCUAUUUUGCCUGACCAGCCUUCAAACAUUGAAGAUAGGUUUCUUCUCAGAAGAGCUCGAAUAUUUCCCCUGGCCUUCCACCACCGUAAGUGCUGCAUCUGCAUCUGCUUCCAAAUAUCACCCAAACCCCAAACACUACCCCUUCAUCUCCUUGGUGUCUCUGACUCUACUUGGCUGGAAAAGGCUCAAGUAUCUGCCUGAUCAACUUCAGCACCUCACUACCUUGAGAGACUUGUCAAUUUCACAGUUUCAUGGACUCGAAGCUCUGCCGGAGUGGCUGGAGGAAAGAUGCGCAAGGGGAAGUGGCCAAGAAUGGCACAAGAUUGCCCAUAUUCCAUCCAUCCACAUCAGGCCCUAUUAAAGAUCACGAGAUGAAUGAUGAAUCUUCCCCUACAAAUGAUGAAUAUUCUUCUUCAAGAUGAACCAUUAGAUAGUCUACUGCCAAUUAUGUAAUUUCCUUGUUAACUUCUCUCUCUCUCUCUCUCUAAAAUUCAUCAGUUUUAUUAAUCUAGCUUUUUGAUAUGUAUUAUACAUUUUAUUUGGUCUCUAGUGUACGCUUAGCCAAAUCAUGAGUAUGUAAUGGUUUAUAACACAAUAACAACUCAUUCAGCA
This is a messenger RNA of Camellia sinensis, 3761 nucleotides long. Its product is annotated as putative disease resistance protein RGA3. The record is from RefSeq and is a predicted model, not a curated record. Gene Ontology annotation, molecular function: ADP binding. Lineage: Eukaryota; Viridiplantae; Streptophyta; Magnoliopsida; Ericales; Theaceae.